Molecule: messenger RNA, 2705 nt
Organism: Erythranthe guttata (spotted monkey flower)
Lineage: Eukaryota; Viridiplantae; Streptophyta; Magnoliopsida; Lamiales; Phrymaceae
Product: bZIP transcription factor 17
Biological process (GO): regulation of DNA-templated transcription
Cellular component (GO): nucleus; endoplasmic reticulum membrane
Molecular function (GO): DNA-binding transcription factor activity
Source: RefSeq, a predicted model, not a curated record
UGUGAUUCAUCACUCCAGAAUCACAGUCCUUAAAAGAGACCCUCUUCCGUUUUUUCCUAAAACCUGAGCAAAGACUUUUCCCCAACGUCUUCACAGUUCACACACAACAAACUCGCCGGAGAAAAUGGCCGACGCAACGGCGUUCGCCGUGGAUCCUCUACCGGCGAAUUUAAACGGAGAAUUCGAUUCCGGCCUCGAUACGCCGCCUCUCGAUACCAAUUUCUUCACCGAUCACAUGCUCGAUAUUGUUGGUCAAUCAGGCGACGACCAAAACGACGACGUCGUAAUCGAAGACCUAGAUUUCGAUUUCUCCUUCGACGAUCUCUGCCUCCCUUCCUCCGACGAUCUCGACGACCUCCUCAAUCCCACCGGAUUGCAGCAAUCCGAUUUCCAAUCCGGAAUAGAGGCCAGUUUUCCCCAAUUCGAACCGAAUUUCGAUCAAUUGCACGGCGUUUUCAAAUCGAAUUCCAAGGAAUUGCAUCAUCUUUCCGGGGAAGGUGAUUUACCGGCCGAUCAGAGCUGGGAUGGUUCCGGGGUUCUCAAUUCGGCUUCCCCUGGAACGGAGGCACACCAGAUUUCGACCUACCUCAACAUGCAGUCGCCUGAAUCGAACGGAUCGAAUCCCGGCGGCACUGAAAAUUGUGAUGUUGGUGAAAAGGAAUUGAAUUGCCGUUCGCCGGAAUCUCAGGGUUCUGGUAAUUUCGGGUCUAACGUGUCGGAGGAUUCAAAUAAUUGCACCGUCAGAUCGGUAAGUUCUUCCCCAAAUUCGAGUAACAGGUCAAUUAGAACUGGAGUUGUAGAUCAGAAUAUUAAAUUAGAGGAGCCGGGUAAUAACAAAAAUAGCAGUAAUUCUUUGCUGAAACGGAAAAAGGAGGGUGAUGAUGUGAUUGUUGAUAAUGUCGAAUCGAGGAUUAAUAAGUGUAGGAAAUCUAACUGUGACACAGACAAUGACAAUAGUAGCAACGAAAAUGAGGGGGGGUCGAUGGAAGAGGAUGAGAAAAAGAAGGCAAGGUUGUUGAGGAAUCGGGAGAGCGCCCAAUUGUCUCGACAGAGGAAGAAACAUUACGUAGAGGAGUUAGAGGAUAAAGUGAGGAACAUGCAUUCAACCAUUCAAGACUUGAAUGCAAAGAUCUCAUACUUUAUGGCCGAAAAUGUGACUCUCCGGCAACAAAUGGGUGGUGGUGGUGGUGGAGCUCCUGCUGCCGCCGCAGUUCCGCCUCCUCCAAUGGUGCCGCCACCUCCCGGAAUGUACCCGCAUCCUGCCAUGAUGUAUCCAUGGAUGCCUUGUCCUCCACCUUACAUGAUGAAACCACAAGGGUCUCAUGUUCCUUUGGUUCCGAUUCCGAGGUUGAAGCCGCAGCAGCCAUCACAGCCCCCAAAGGCAAAGACAAAUAAGAAGGUGGAAAGUAAGAAGAAAGAGGGGCCAAAGACCAAGAAGGUUGCAAGCGUUAGUUUUCUCGGUUUGUUGUUUUUCAUAAUGUUGUUUGGGGGCUUGGUCCCAAUGGUUAAUGUAAGAUAUGGAGGAGUUAGGGAAACACUUGCAGGUGGAGAAAGUUAUAUUAGAGGCGGGUUUAACGAGAAACACCGUGGGAGAGUUUUAAUGGUAAAUGGUACCGAAUAUGGUGGUAGAAGAGAAUUUAGUAAUAGUAAUAGUAGUGUACAUUGUGGUCAAAGAAGCGAUGGUAGCGCGGUGGAGCCAAGUGCAGAUGAAUCUGGUCAAUCGCGCAAUGGCAGCGAACCACUUGCGGCGUCUUUGUAUGUUCCUAGGAAUGAUAAGCUUGUUAAGAUAGAUGGGAAUUUGAUUAUCCAUUCAGUGUUGGCAAGUGAGAAAGCUAUGGCGUCACAUGGCAAGGGAGGUGGUGGGACUGGUCUGGUGGUCCCCGGAGAUUUAUCUCCGGCGAUUUCUGUUUCAGGUGUGGGAAGAAAUGGUGCUAUACAGCCCCAACUAAGGGCUAUUGGUUCUGGUUCUGCAGUCAAGGAUAGUGUGAAGUCAACCGCAACUGAUGGCAGGCUUCAACAAUGGUUCCGUGAAGGGCUUGCUGGCCCAAUGUUGAGUGCUGGCAUGUGCACCGAAGUUUUCCAGUUUGAUGUGUUGGCAGCUUCUCAACCAGUAUCCAUGGUUCCAUCUACCACCACUACAAGAAACAUAUCCGAAGAAACGAACAAAAACUCAACUCAUGGCCUAAGCAAAGGAAUGAAUAGAAGGUUCCUCCAUCCUAUUCCACUUCCGGAACCUGCCAGAAACGUCUCCACAGAACAUUCCGGAAGAAGUUCGGAGAAAGAGGACCUGAACGGGAACCACAACACAUCUUCAAUGGUGGUUUCCGUUCUUUUCGAUCCUAGAGAAGCGGGUGAUGCUGACGUGGACGGUGUGAUGGGGGCAAAGUCCCUGACGAGGAUUUUUGUUGUUGUGUUAAUCGACAGUGUUAAGUACGUGACUUACUCGUGCAUGCUUCCGUUUAAGGGGUCCGCUCAUCUCGUGACGACAUGAGAUUUGGAGUGAUCCAACGGCUAGGAGUGUGAGUCAAAGUUUUGUAGAUAGUCAAAGGCGUAAUCUUACUGUAUAACUUAUGUACUCGAAUCGAAUGUAGCUGGAACUAUCUUUAACCAUGUUAACUCUGAAAGUUUGAAAUUUAGGCUGAUGUUUCCAUCUUGUAAUGUUGUCUAUGGACAAUUCAGUAAUAAACUUAUUUUUGGUUUUUAUA